Messenger RNA from Scedosporium apiospermum, 1470 nucleotides. Its product is annotated as Protein SDS23. Gene Ontology annotation, biological process: cellular response to glucose starvation; regulation of mitotic metaphase/anaphase transition. The coding region runs from base 1 to 1470 and encodes 489 amino acids. The transcript is spliced from 4 exons. Gene Ontology annotation, molecular function: protein serine/threonine phosphatase inhibitor activity. Lineage: Eukaryota; Fungi; Ascomycota; Sordariomycetes; Microascales; Microascaceae. The record is from RefSeq and is a predicted model, not a curated record.
AUGGAGCCCGUACCUCCCUCAAGUGGCGAACGGCGAGCUCGGCGUGAGCCGAGCACUUCAAGCCUUGCCAGCGUCGCUUCGUCUCAUGCCUCAACAAACCUGACAUCAUCACACCGACAAUCGUUUGUGGAUAGCCUCAGGAAUGUGCCGCCUUCCCCCCGCGGCCAGCGUCACCCUUCUUUCACGGGAAUUCCACCAGCCGUAAUUCAAGACCUCCUCAGCAUACCGCUAUCGCGCAAAGCGGCCGACCCUCGGUUCGCCGGUCGAGAUUGGCGGGAUAUAUUAGUUGGAGAGUUAGUAUCAUCGAGCGAUGUCAGAUGGGUGACUGCAGAUACGAGCGUUGAGGAUGCCACGAAGACCCUCAUUAAGGACAACCCCGAAAACGUUGUCCUCGUGCGUGGAAGCGAGGCCAACCAACUCGAGCCCACCAUCUCAACCUUCGAUUUCAACGAUCUGAACGCCUACCUCUUGGUUGUUGUUGGACUGGCGAAACCAGACGAAGAUAGCAUCGCCCUGUACGAUCGAAUCGCCUCUAUGGCGCGUGAGGGAGCCAUUAUCCCCCUACGCGACAUUCAGCCCAUCUGUCGCAAGCAGUCGCUAAUGACCCUGUCCUCCACUGACAAGCUUGGACGUGCCAUUGAGAUUCUCGGAAGCGGCGUUCAUCGAGUCCUAGUCUCGGAUAGCUCUGGAUCCAUUGUUGGCAUCCUCAGCCAACUAAAGCUAACUGAAUUUUUCUGGUCGGAAGGAGCUCAUUUCCCAACCAUCGAUAGAUUAUACACGACCAAUAUUCGUGAGUUGGGGAUUGCAUCCAAACAGGUUCUCGCGGUCAACUCGGACAAUGCGUUGGCAGAUGCCCUCACUCUGAUGUACAAUGAGGGCCUGACCAGCGUUGCUGUUGUCGACAAUGGCUAUAACGUGGUGGGCAACAUAUCAACAGUCGAUGUGAGGCUCCUCACGAGCGCGGCCCGUGCCCCCCUUCUUCAAUCAUCAUGCAUGCACUUUAUCUCCGUUAUUCUCAAUGAGCGCGGGGUAGAGAAAGGGCGGGAUGCCUUCCCUGUAUUCCAUGUCAAUCCCUACUCAUCAUUGGCGCAUACUGUUGCGAAGUUGGUCGCUACCCGGUCUCAUCGGAUGUGGGUAGUUGAGGGAUCAUCAUCGCCUUCCCCGGCCACUUUAGCGACCCCAUCGCAGACGGCCGCCGUUUUGGUGCCUAACACCGGCUCCGCUCCCCAAUCUCCAGCCCCUGGCGCCAGUUUUGGUUCGAUCCCCGCCUCCGCCUUGCCUGGAGCCCAUCUCUCUGGUCGUCUCUCUGGCGUAGUGUCGUUGACCGACAUUCUCAAUCUAUUUGCCAAAUCCACAGGACUAAAUCCAUCGGAUCCUUCCGAACAACGUGCCAGGAGACGCAGAAGCUCGAGCAGUUCUGUGCGGCCCAGUAUCGAUUCUAGCCGGCCGAGCAUUGAUAUUCGUCGAUGA